AUUCAUUCACCUUCACACAAAACUACAAUCUGCGGAAAAUGGUUAACGCUAAGUUUCACCAGUACCAGGUUGUCGGAAGAGCACUUCCCACCGAAAAGGAUGAACAUCCCAAGAUUUAUCGCAUGAAACUUUGGGCAACCAACGAGGUUCGUGCCAAAUCCAAGUUCUGGUAUUUCUUGAGGAAGUUGAAGAAGGUUAAGAAAAGUAAUGGACAAGUUUUGGCUAUCAAUGAGAUCUUUGAGAAAAAUCCUACCAAGAUUAAGAACUACGGAAUUUGGCUGCGUUAUCAGAGUCGUACUGGUUAUCACAAUAUGUACAAGGAAUACCGUGAUACUACUCUAAACGGUGCUGUGGAGACAAUGUACAACGAAAUGGCAUCUCGUCAUAGGGUCAGAUUUCCUUGCAUCCAGAUCAUUAAGACGGCCACCAUCCCAGCUAAUCUGUGCAAAAGGGAGAGCACUAAGCAGUUCCACAAUUCCAAAAUCAAGUUCCCCUUGGUGUACAAGAAGAUUAGGCCUCCUACUAGGAGCCUAAAAACAACCUACAAAGCAAAGAAGCCCAACCUGUUUAUGUGAUUCAGUGAAUCACAUUUCCCUUCUCAUAUUCUAGUUGCUUGAUUUAUCAGUUUGUACUUUAAGAGCUUUCUGUCGUUUUUUAACAAACUCCAUUACCAGCAAA
Messenger RNA from Medicago truncatula (barrel medic), 678 nucleotides. Its product is annotated as 60S ribosomal protein L18a-2. Gene Ontology annotation, biological process: translation. Bases 39 to 575 code for a protein of 178 amino acids. The transcript is spliced from 4 exons. Gene Ontology annotation, cellular component: ribosome. Gene Ontology annotation, molecular function: structural constituent of ribosome. The record is from RefSeq and is marked validated. NCBI's taxonomy places the organism in Eukaryota, Viridiplantae, Streptophyta, Magnoliopsida, Fabales, Fabaceae.